Messenger RNA from Aspergillus thermomutatus, 759 nucleotides. RefSeq names its product ribulose-phosphate 3-epimerase RPE1. Lineage: Eukaryota; Fungi; Ascomycota; Eurotiomycetes; Eurotiales; Aspergillaceae. Gene Ontology annotation, biological process: pentose-phosphate shunt, non-oxidative branch; carbohydrate metabolic process; pentose-phosphate shunt. The transcript is spliced from 3 exons. The coding region runs from base 1 to 759 and encodes 252 amino acids. Gene Ontology annotation, molecular function: D-ribulose-phosphate 3-epimerase activity; metal ion binding. Gene Ontology annotation, cellular component: cytosol. The record is from RefSeq and is a predicted model, not a curated record.
AUGUCUCCUCCAGCCAUCAUAGCUCCCUCUAUCCUGAGCGCGGAUUUCGCGGUCCUGGGCAAUGAGUGCUCAACGAAGAUCGCCCAGGGGGCCGAUUGGUUGCACGUUGAUAUCAUGGACGGCCACUUCGUCCCCAACAUGACCUUUGGCGCCCCCGUUGUCACCAAGAUCCGGUCUCAUGUGGACCGGCCAACCCAAGCCCUUGGAAAGGGUACCUUUGACUGCCACAUGAUGAUCAUGGAGCCCCAUAAAUGGGUCAAGGAGUUCAAAUCCGCCGGUUGCGAUCUAUACUGCUUCCACUACGAAGCCGCCGUCUCCUCCGUCGCCGCCACUACCCCAGAAGACAAAGAGACGACCCGUCCGACAAGCCCGAAGGAGCUCAUCCGCUAUAUCCACGACGAGGGCAUGCAGGCGGGCAUUGCCAUCAAGCCCGAUACCCCCGUCGAUGUCCUGUGGGAUAUCCUGGAAAACAAGGAUGAGAAAGAACGGCCCGAUAUGGUUCUCGUCAUGACAGUACACCCCGGUUUUGGAGGUCAGAAGUUCAUGGCCUCCGAGCUUCCCAAAGUGAAGGCUCUCCGUGAGCGAUACCCGGAUCUGAACAUUGAGGUCGAUGGUGGCUUGGGAUUGGGAACAAUUGACCAGGCUGCGGAUGCUGGGGCUAACGUUAUCGUCGCUGGUUCGGCGGUAUUUGGCGCUCAGGACCCUGCCGACGUCAUUGCGAAGCUGCGCGAGGCUGUUAACAAGCGCCGCCAGACAUAA